AUGCAGUUCGAGUCGGACUUCCCAUUCGACAUGGACGACAACUUCAGCAUCUAUCCGCAGGCCAUGACCUGCCCGUCCACAGGCACCAGCUUCUCCUCUGCUUCCUCCGCUUGCGAACCAUUCACGCCCACCUCUCGACGAUCUACGCCCAACGACCUGACUCUCGACUUUGAUGGUUCCUUUACCGCCGCUCACCAGGCCGGCGAGCUGACUCCUCCUUCCACGGCAACCUUGCCCAAGUACAUGUUUGGCAACGUGAAGCCCGAGCCUGACCACAUGGGCUUCCCGGAAGUACUUCCUUCAACCCCAGUCCGCAAAGUUGAGCACCUCAACGUAGACUACGAGUUCAUGCCCGGCAUGAACAUGCCCUCACACCAGUCCAUGGGCUCACUGACUCCUUCCAACUCCUUCAACAACAUGUACACCAUCUCGCCCCAGGCUGCCAUGGGUCCCGGCUCCUUCAUGAUGACACCUACGCACAGCCUCUCCGGUUCGGAUAUCGGCGACAGCUCAUCAUCGUGGUCGUGCGGUAACGACAGCCCCAUCGCUCUGUUCCCCCAGCAAAAGACGCUCGCUUCUCACAGCCUCGACGCUAUCGACCUCGAGCGUCACUCCCAGUCCCCCAUUGGCCGCUUCUACCUCCAGGGCCCUCCUCCUUCUCCCAGCCGCCUCCGUGCCCACCGCAAGAUGAUGGUACAGGAGAUUCAGCGCAAGACGUCGGAACUCCAACGUGCCCAGAUCCGCGCCUCAAGGAACAUGUCCGACAAGAGUGACGGUAACGGAGUCGAUGUCGUCCGCCGAGCCAUGUGCAAGUGCGACUACCCCGGGUGCCACAAGGCGUUCCGCCGCAACGAGCACCUGAAGAGACACAAGCAGACGUUCCACGGUGAAGGACCUAACCGUUUCUCGUGUGAGUUCUGCGGAAAAAACCAGUUCAACCGACAAGACAAUCUCAACAACCACCGCAAACUGCACGCCCGCCCCAACAGCCGCAACCGCGGCGUGGAGUUCAUUCCUGCAGCCGUUCCCAUCAUCGAGCAAGAAGAGCGCAGCCGAAAGCGCAGAGCCCCGCCCAAGGCUAAGAUGAUGGCGGACAAUCACGACGAUUACUGA
Molecule: messenger RNA, 1113 nt
Organism: Cordyceps fumosorosea ARSEF 2679
Lineage: Eukaryota; Fungi; Ascomycota; Sordariomycetes; Hypocreales; Cordycipitaceae
Product: Zinc finger, C2H2-type/integrase, DNA-binding protein
Exons: 2
Coding region: 1-1113 (370 amino acids)
Biological process (GO): regulation of transcription by RNA polymerase II
Molecular function (GO): RNA polymerase II cis-regulatory region sequence-specific DNA binding; DNA-binding transcription factor activity, RNA polymerase II-specific
Source: RefSeq, a predicted model, not a curated record